Molecule: messenger RNA, 579 nt
Organism: Sodiomyces alkalinus F11
Lineage: Eukaryota; Fungi; Ascomycota; Sordariomycetes; Glomerellales; Plectosphaerellaceae
Exons: 4
Coding region: 1-579 (192 amino acids)
Source: RefSeq, a predicted model, not a curated record
AUGAAGGGGAGAGAAGAACACGAGAAAGAGGAAGUGGCACGACGAUUUCGGUUCAAGUUGGCUGAUCCCAACUUGGAAUUCUGCCCGUCUUCAUGUUCUUCGCCAAAUUACUUAUGUGAUGUGCAGGCAGGCAGGCAGGCAGGCAGGUACUUUGUACUCCGUACUGCGUCCCUCGUGCCUUCCCGCACCGAGUUAUCUCGGCACAAGGCUAAAGAGCAGAAGUGGCAGGCGCACCAGAAGUUUCUGCAACCUUUAAACACCCAUAUAAAUCUGGAGAUCUGGGAUCUCGGACUGGGGCGGCCUGGAGAUCUGCAGCAGCAUUGCGCCGUCGGCCCAGUGAAACGGCCCAACGAGACGGCCCAGGCCCCUUGCAUCGACCUACCGAGGCUUACGGUUGACCCAAGCCCACGGCUGGAGGAUCUUCAGGUCAAUUUGUGGUUUGGGAUGGAGAAACAUACAGAACAUCUCAAGCAAACAACACAGGUAGGCCAUGCCAUGCCGGUUUGGUACAUUGUUCUCCUCAAGACCAUAGCCGUUCUAGAAGCGCUUACCCCACGCACCACCACAUGCGGCCGCUGA